CACACAGAGAAGCAAGCAGAAGCCAUUACUCCUCUGUACAGAAGCCCUACUAAGGUCUCUCUCUCUCUCUACCGUCAUUAAAAUCUCUGAAAAAGCUUCUUCCAUCUGUUUAAUCUACCUAGGUUUCUGAUACAUUUUGAAUUUUCAACUUUUUUCUAAUCACUGUUGACUCAACGUCAAAUAUUCUCAUUAUCACCCAAUUUCAGCAUCAGAUUCCCACCAAAAUUGGCGACAAAAAACCUGAUCAUCGAAUUGCAUUCAUUGUACAUGAGCUCUUGCGUAAAAUGUUAGUCGAAUCACGGCGGAAUUCCGACGAACUGAUCACCUUCUCCGGCAAAGUCAGCUCGAUGAGCAGCGAUACCACCACUCUCAGCCACUGCACCAGCUUCAGUCGCCUCUCCUUUGAGCUUCCGGCGAGUUCGCCGGAACAGCAGGCGGCGCUGAAGCCGCACCGAUCGUCGGACUCCUCGUUCCAGGCGAUCCGGCUGAAGACGAACCUCACGUUCCGCGACUUCAGCCUGGUGCGCCAGAUCGGUAGCGGCGACAUCGGCCGCGUCUACCUCUGCCGCCUCCGCGGCGUGGCGGACGACGACCGCCUCUAUGCGAUGAAGGUGGUGGACAACGACGUGCUCGCGCUGAAGAAGAAGACGCGGAGAGCGGAAACUGAGAGGAAAAUCUUGCGCCUUCUCGAUCAUCCGUUCCUCCCCACGCUUUUCGCCGAAUUCGAAGCUUCGAAUUUCUCGUGCGUGGUCAUGGAGUUCUGCGCCGGCGGCGAUUUGCACUCUCUCAGACAUAAACAGCCGCAGAAACGAUUCUCUCUCAACUCCGCUAGAUUUUAUUCAGCAGAGAUUUUGGUAGCUCUAGAGUAUUUACACAUGUUGGGAAUAAUCUACAGAGAUUUGAAGCCAGAAAAUGUGCUUGUUAGAUCGGACGGUCAUAUAAUGCUGACUGAUUUCGAUCUCUCCCUCUGCUCCGCCGCCGUCCCUGCCGUCGAGUACCCGGAUUUCUCGCCUGACCCGCCGUCGCCGCCGAAAUCAGCCGCGGCGGCGCUGACGCCGUUCUCCUGCAUCUCCAACCGCCUCUUCCGCUCGAAGAAGAUCCAGACACUCACCGCAAACCGCCUCUUCGUGGCGGAGCCGGUAGCGGCGCGGUCGUGCUCCUUCGUCGGGACGCACGAGUACGUCCCGCCGGAGGUGGCCUCCGGUGGAGCCCACGGAAACGCCGUCGACUGGUGGGCGUUCGGCGUCUUCAUCUACGAGAUGAUCUACGGCCGGACGCCCUUCGCCGGCGCGUGCAACGAGGCCACGCUCCGCAACAUCGCAAAGCUGCCACUCGCCUUUCCCGACGCGCCAUGCAGCGCGAGUGAGGCACACGCGCAGGGGCUGAUAUCCGGGCUGCUCCACAAGGACCCGACCCGGCGGCUCGGAUCGAGGCGCGGAGCGGCCGAGGUGAAGACGCACCCGUUUUUCAAGGGGCUGAAUUUUGCGCUGAUCCGGACCAUGAGGCCGCCGUCGGUGCCCGGCGUCUCUGCAGCGGCAACGGCGGAUAUGCGCCGCGGAACGUCGCCGUUUUGUGUGUUUUGAUUUCAUUUUCCGUCGAUCGAGGUUUAGGGGUUUUAGGAGGGUGUAAUAUUUAUUAGUUAAUUAACGUAACGUUGAUGUUUUGUAUUGUGAUUUAGGUGGGAAAGUGUAUAUAAAUUAGACAGUCCACGGAAAUGAUGCGGCCAUAUAAAAAAGUUUUUUUUUUUUU
This is a messenger RNA of Salvia miltiorrhiza (redroot sage), 1749 nucleotides long. Its product is annotated as protein kinase PINOID-like. The transcript has 2 exons. Gene Ontology annotation, cellular component: cytoplasm; nucleus; plasma membrane. Bases 285 to 1583 code for a protein of 432 amino acids. Lineage: Eukaryota; Viridiplantae; Streptophyta; Magnoliopsida; Lamiales; Lamiaceae. Gene Ontology annotation, molecular function: protein serine/threonine kinase activity; ATP binding. Gene Ontology annotation, biological process: protein phosphorylation. The record is from RefSeq and is a predicted model, not a curated record.